Molecule: messenger RNA, 1365 nt
Organism: Trichophyton rubrum CBS 118892
Lineage: Eukaryota; Fungi; Ascomycota; Eurotiomycetes; Onygenales; Arthrodermataceae
Exons: 2
Coding region: 1-1365 (454 amino acids)
Biological process (GO): protein import into nucleus
Cellular component (GO): cytosol; nuclear envelope
Molecular function (GO): small GTPase binding
Source: RefSeq, a predicted model, not a curated record
AUGGAUCAAGAGCUCAUCCAGCUUCUCUCCGAUACCCAGAGCGCCGCGGCGGAAACUCGAAAGGCCGCAGAGGUUCGCCUGCAGAGCCUCUACUCGAACGAGAGCUUCCCCCUAUCCCUCGCCUCGAUAGCUUCGCACAGCUCGGUUCCUGUUCCCUUGCGCCAGUCCGCCCUUGUCCUCCUUCGUACGUUCAUCAAUUCAGCAUGGUCCUCGCAGCUCGACGAUUUCAAGGGCCAGGUCCUGGUCAGCGACGCGAAUAAGGCACAUCUCAGGCGCGUUCUUCUUGACCUAGCUACAUCUCCGGAGCAGGAUGACCGCAAGGUCAAGAACUCAGCCAGCUUGGUCGUCAGCCGUAUUGCCAGCGCUGACUUCCCAGAGGACUGGCCCGAGAUUCUACCCACCUUGCUGCAGAUCAUUCCCAACAGCACAGAUGCACAACUCCACGGUGCCCUGAAGGUCCUGUCUGACCUCGUGGAGACUGGGUUCAGUGAAGAGCAGUUCUUCAAGGUGGCUAGAGAGCUUGUGUCGACCGUGUUCAACGUUGCGACCAACGCCUCGCGCAAACCGGUGCUGCGGGCACUCGCUGUGUCCACUUUUAGAGCCUGUCUUGAUACUUUGGAGAUGGUCCUUGAGCAGCAUAAGAACGAGGUUAAACAAUUUAUGGACGAGGCUCUGAACGGAUGGCUUCCAUUCUUUAUUGCUACCAUCAAGGAACCACUCCCUCCUAUGCCCUCAGAGGAAGACGAAGCCACAGAUGCUCCUGGCCCACAGCAAUGGCGUGGUGUUAUUGCCCUGAAAUCACAGGUUGUUAAGACCAUUAUGAAAGUUCGAUCUGUGCUGCCAUCCCUCCUCACAACUCAAAGCACCACUCUCUUCCAUACUAUUUGGACUGAGUUGACUACGAUUCAAGACGCAUACCAACAGCUCUACAUUCAAGAUGAGAGGCAGGGUCGUCUCGAAGAUGCAGAUAAUCUUCCAUACACACUUGACUUCUUGGUUCUUGAAGAGUUGGACCUUAUGCAGGCUUUGCUCCGCGCGCCCCCAGUCAGAAUCGAGCUGGAGAACCAAUUGAAACUAUCCGGAGCUACCUCGUCUACAAGCUGGCUUCCUGAGAUGAUGAAACUGGUUAUAUCAUAUGCCCAGAUCACUACUGAAGAGGAAGGUCUGUGGGAUAUUGACGUCAACUUGUACCUUUCUGAGGAGACUUCCGUUACUGCAAACUACACUCCUAGAACUUGCGGUGGUGACCUUGUCAUCAGACUAGGAGAGUGGCUCAAGCGUACUGUCGUUGAUGGCCUACUUGCAUACACGAAUGUUCUCUUUUCGGACCCCAGCACUGGGUAUGUACCUCCCCCUCACAGUUGA